This is a messenger RNA of Carya illinoinensis, 696 nucleotides long. RefSeq lists its product as uncharacterized. Bases 1 to 696 code for a protein of 231 amino acids. NCBI's taxonomy places the organism in Eukaryota, Viridiplantae, Streptophyta, Magnoliopsida, Fagales, Juglandaceae. The record is from RefSeq and is a predicted model, not a curated record. The transcript is spliced from 2 exons. Gene Ontology annotation, molecular function: nucleic acid binding; RNA-DNA hybrid ribonuclease activity.
AUGGUAAUUCAGUCAUGGCACAAGCACUUUCAGGGUUUAUUGAAUACUGAUGUGCAGAAGGAUGUCAUAUGGAUUGCAAUGGAGGUCAUGGAAAAGGGAAGGCUUGGUGAUCUCGAAAAAGUUUUCUUUAUAGCAUGGGGCAUGUGGUAUAGGACAAACCAGCAGAUUUUUGAACACAAAACUAUACAACCUAAUAUGGCUAUUGAUAAAACUUUAUCUAUUGCAACCGAAUAUAAAGAGGUCAGAGAUGUGAGGCACCCGAGGAAAACACAAUGCUCUUGUGCUUUGAAGCUUAAUGUGGAUGGGGCAAUUUUUGAAGAUCAGGAAAAAGUAGGUGUAGCAAUGCUGUUGAGGAAUGAUAGAGGAUUGGUCUUGUUUUCUGCAAGCAAAAUGGAAAAUGGUGUGAUAAUUGAUCCUAUGGAGGUGGAGUUGUUAGCAAUACUGAGAGGUCUACAACUUUGCAUUCGAAUGGGCAUUCUAGAGUUGGUUAUUGAAAGUGAUUCUUUAAUGCUAGUAGAGGAAUUAAACAAUACUUCGGAGUCAAGGUUAGCUAGGGGCAAUUUAGUUCAUGAAGUGAAAAAGUUGAUAAAGAGAAUACCAAGAUAUUCAGUUCAACAUAAGGGGCGCAUGGCAAAUGAAGCAGCUCACAACUUAGCAAGAUAUGCUAAGCAUCUAGAAGAUUUGAUAGUUUGGUAG